AUGUUCUCAAUGGACUGGGGGCUACCUCUCCGCCGGGGUCCAGGCGGUCCGAACUGGUCGGGACCUCCGCCGGACCUCGGUGGGGGAGCUCACUCAAGAGGAGAGAGCUGUCGAACACCAGGCUCUGCAAAUGAGCAUGGCCAACAUAGUCGAGCUCUUCCAGCGAUAUGCAGCUCGGGACGCUCAGAUCCGGGGCUGAACAAUGCCUCCAGCCGGCCGGCAGCCCAGCUCCUGAGGCUGGGCUUCCCGAGGCUGGGGAGACUGAGGGAGGAGAAGAAGAAUGAGGCCAAGGCAAUCCAGAAGAUGAAGUGA
Aspergillus pseudoviridinutans is the source of this 312-nucleotide messenger RNA. RefSeq lists its product as uncharacterized. The transcript is spliced from 2 exons. Lineage: Eukaryota; Fungi; Ascomycota; Eurotiomycetes; Eurotiales; Aspergillaceae. The record is from RefSeq and is a predicted model, not a curated record. Bases 1 to 312 code for a protein of 103 amino acids.